CACCUGUAGUCCUACUUACUGCUUUAUAUGUCAGACAUUAUAAAAGGAAAAGUGAAGGCAGACAGGCUCUGUUGAGGCACUGGUCACUUGUCACAGUUCCAUCAGUCAUGGUUUCCUCAGCAUUCAUCCUGUGGGGUGUAACUGAAGGAUCAACAGAAGAGGCUGUUACUUGUACUGCCAUCAGUCUGCUGAGUGUCCUGCUGUUGUUUAAUAUGGAUCAAUAUCAGUUAUAUCCAGGUGUUGGAUUCAGAAUUGGAUAUCUGGCUCGGACAAUAGGAAGCACCACCAUCAUCAUAGCUGUAUGCACAGUUCCUGCCAUUGAGUCUUCAACAAAAUAUUCUGCAACCACAGCUGGGAAAGCAGCACUAGGAGUCUUUGUAGGUGGAUUUGUAGUUAUGAUGGUCUUUAUGGCUUUUAUACAAUUUUUCUUUUGGUUUUGGUACAACUUUACGCUCGAGACACUGAAGAAAAUACUAUGGGUCAUAUCUGUAUUUUUGAUAACUAUGGUUUUAGUUGCAACUGGUGUUGUUGUGUUUCUUGCCAAAAAUUUCUCUGAAGGAGCAGAAGCUGGAGCGUUUUUAACCCCCUUUAUAAUUCCAAUGAUCAUAUUUUUAAUCCCAUUUAUUGGGCUUGGGAUUCUUAUGAUUCAUAACCAAAGGAUACAAGUCGGAUUUUAUAGAUUCUUUCGUUUAUUCCGCAGUCUAAACAUGAUAUUUAAUAUCCAGAUCCUUACUCUUUAUGUCCAGCUUAUUGCCUGGAUGCAACGCACAUUUUUUCUGGGAUAUUUCAUCCCAGUUACAGUUGCUUCCUUGGGAAUAUGUGCGUGCUUUAUUGCCAAAAUAUUUCUACACUCAUUCAGGCAUUUCUAUCUGGCUCAGAAAAUACUUUUGGGGAUUUUAUUCUCACUGCACCUAAUUUUAAGUUUCCUGUAUAUAAGUCUGAUUUUAGAAAAUGACACAGAACGACCUGUAAAGAUCUGCAAGUUUAUGUUCAUCUACAUUCUGAUUGUCACAAACACUGAUGACUGGUAUCGGAAGAUGUAUCUUGCCAAACCCCGUAAAUAUGUAUAUUUCUCAGGGGCUCUUGGUCUCCCUCUCCUGAAUUCUGCUGCCCUGGCUGUAGCAUUAAAGCUCAAAGCAGACACAGGGAAACAGCCAUUGGAUCUACGGCUGAUUGUCCUGAUUUCUGGGUCUGUCUUCCUGUUUGGCUGGUUUGUUAUACAGAUGUCUGCAUACUAUUUGGCAAGAAAAGAAAUAUUCAAAAAAGUGUUCGCCCAACUUCAGAGACUCAAAGAUCCUGAGCCAGACCAGCCCGAGCUUAUCCAGGAGCGGCUGGAUCUCUUGCAACAUGCCAAAUGGUGCCACCAUUACAAGCAGCACUACAGGGAGGAGUGGUCGUGCUCCAGGUCCCACUGCGACACCAUGAGGAAGGUCCUGAAGCACAUGACCCACUGCAAGGCCGGCACGUCCUGCCAGGUGAAGCACUGCGCUUCCUCCCGCCGGAUCAUCUCAGAGUGGGAGAUGGAGGGCAACAAAUGGAGGUACAAGGGAUCACAUGACAAUAAGGAGAUGGAGCCAUUAUCACCUGCUGAUCACAAUGAGCCAAACACAGAGGUUACAGAGGAGAGCAGCACUGAAAUCUGAUGGAUUCUAACCACACUGUGUUGUUGUCAGAUUGCCUACAGACUUAAGUUUCCAAGUCCUGUUGUAUAACCAAGCUGGUCAGAUGAACAGUCACCAGAUUAUCAAUGAUCUGUUACAGUUCAUUUCAUUUGACUUGAAAGACUUUUCUGGGUAGCAGAUGGACAUUUGCUUGUACAGACUGGCAUGGAAAAGUGUAUCUGCAAAGACUCAUGAGCUCCGUUAUGCUCAUUCUGACUCUUGAUGAUUCCUGUAAUUACUAUGUUCUCUUUGAUUAUUGAUGGUGUCUUUGCUCAGAACAUGGAGCAAACAAGCCGUGGGCAUGACUUUGUGGGUCCUGCAUCAUGUUUUUGGGUCUUAUGUACUUUAUAUGAUUUCAUGUAAAGCUUGAAAGUGAUAAAUUCAAAGAAAUUCAGUGUUUGCUGUUAGAUUAAGUUUAAACAAUCUUAAGCUAUUUGGUGCUGCCAUACUGAGUAUAUUUGUAAGGCUGUCGGCUGUUGACCUGAAUGUCUUCUCUGUAAUGGGUGUGUUGUGUGGAAACCUUCAGGUUUUUUGGGAUCCACAAUCUCCCAGCACCUAAAGUGGGCGGCCAACAUAGACACAAUUGUCAAAAAGACCCAGCAGAGGAUGUACUUCCUGCUCUAACUCAGGAAGUUCAACCUGCCUCAGGAGCUGCUGAUCCAGCUCUACUCUGCAAUAAUCCAGGCUCUUCUCUGCACAUCCAUCACAGUCUGGUUUUGUUCAGCCACCAAAUGGGACAGGAAGACACUAAAACUGACAGUCAGGACUGCAGAAAAAAAUCACUGGUGCUGACCUACCCUCCAUUCAGGACUUAUACUAUACAUGCCCAGAGUCAGGAAACGGGCAGGCAGAAUCACUGGAGACCCAUCAAGCCCUGGUCAUAACCGAUUGGAACCCCUCCCCUCUGGCAAGCGCUACAGAGCACUGUACGCCAAAACAACCAGACACAUCAACAGUUUCUUUCCACAGGCCAUCACUCUGAUGAACACUUAAGUGUCAAGGACAAUACAGACAAUACUGCAGUAUCUACUAUAUACUAUCCACUGUACCUCAUGAAUAUAUAUCAACCAGCAUGUUGCACUAUGACCUUCUGGCUUAAGUCUCUUCUGUACAAACUCUUUAAUUGAUCAUUGUUUGUAGUCCCCUUUUUUAUGUCCUCUUUAAGUAAAGUAAA
Molecule: messenger RNA, 2835 nt
Organism: Paramormyrops kingsleyae
Lineage: Eukaryota; Metazoa; Chordata; Actinopteri; Osteoglossiformes; Mormyridae
Source: RefSeq, a predicted model, not a curated record